Messenger RNA from Micromonas pusilla CCMP1545, 4771 nucleotides. It is a transcript of the gene WDR6, whose product is annotated as WD40 repeat domain-containing protein. The coding region runs from base 1 to 4260 and encodes 1419 amino acids. Gene Ontology annotation, cellular component: cytoplasm. Gene Ontology annotation, biological process: tRNA methylation. NCBI's taxonomy places the organism in Eukaryota, Viridiplantae, Chlorophyta, Mamiellophyceae, Mamiellales, Mamiellaceae. The record is from RefSeq and is a predicted model, not a curated record. The transcript is spliced from 2 exons. Gene Ontology annotation, molecular function: protein binding.
AUGCCGGUCGACUAUCGUCUAAGGAAGGGAGCGUACGUGGGUGAUGUUACUGCCCUUUGUGUGCUACCACUAUCACAGGGGGACAGAGGAGCCGGGACAACAGCUCACGGUAACAGUACACCAGAGGGCAGACGCGAAACGCUUCUUGUUGUUGGUGUCGGUGCGAGUUUGCAGUGCUACCAUCCGGUCAGUGGCAAAGGCGAGCUUCCCAUACUGGUCGCGCCAGUCUUCAGCGUUGCACGGAUACAUGGGAUCGUGUCCGCUUCUAGCCUCCAAUCUAACCCGAAUGGAUUGUCUGCUAAAAAUGACGUUCACCGUGUCAGCGAGCGAGCAAUCAUCGUCUGGGGUGAAAGGCGUGUCGCCCUGGUUGGAUUGUAUAGCUUGGAUAACACCAAAGUCGAAGGUCGUCGAGUGCGCGUCUUAGCUAACUUGCCACCACGCGGUAACUGGGUGCACGAUGUUAUUCCUCUUGCGCAAGCUUCAAGAACCCAGUGGCCCACCGUUGCUGUAGGAUUGGCUGACAACUGUGUGGAGCAGUGGACAGUUCACUUCAAACUAGACAACCAAAAUUGCUGCCCACAGUGUCUACGCCGCGUAGAAUGUUCCAUGCCCUCAAUGUUAUACACCCUUGCUCUGCGUGGCACCUCGAUGGCUAAUUUGGAGGUCGUUGGUGGCACAAUAUUUAACGAGGUUCAGGUGUGGAAAAUACAGGCUGAAACUCCUUCACACACCGUUUAUCAACUAGAGCCUUUCGCAGUGUUUCGAGGGCACGAGGGGAGCAUUAUGCGUGUUUCAUGGGCUUCUCGUGGGAAUGAAAUCUAUUCUACUUCUGACGAUCGUACAGCCUGUAUUUGGGCUGUUCCAGAUCGACCCUUUAUCUCAGGUACUAUGGCAAAACCUGUAUGCAUAGGAGGGGCACAAGUCACAGUGUUCGGACAUACCGCUAGAGUAUGGGACUGUAAACUUAUGAAGGUUGCGAACCGUUCGCUCAUGUUUACUGCGGGGGAGGACUGCACCGUUCGAAUUUGGGAGUUACCAUGUGCUGACAUAUCAAAACUGUCUGAAAAGCAAUGCCUCGAUAGGCCAGUUGCCGUUCUCCGAGGUCACAAGGGACGGGGAGUAUGGCGUAUUCUUCCGCUAGAGUUACCCGGAAAACGACCGUUCCUUUUAUCAGCUGGUGCUGAUGCGUCCAUAAAACUAUGGAAUCUGUCAGAAUACUCGUUAGAUAAAUCACGGUCAGCAGCACCUACUCAUGCACCAUUAACCUCCGUGAAUCACGUAGCAUCAUCAUUGACGACUAAAACACAACCUUUAGAAUUUUUAGAAGUCCUGGAUCAAAACCGACCAGUCAAGGGCACUACUUCCAACAAUCCUUCUCAGUACGACCAACUCAUUGGAUCUUCUGCCCUUGAACCAGAGACCCUAUUAAUGAAGAGGGGUGUAGUAAAUUGCCGGAUGCAACAAGGUACUGGCGAGCAUAUAUGCGCACUAUGUCUGGCUUCACCUGCAGUUCUUUACGCUGCUACAACUAGUGGCCUAGUUCACAGGAUAGACGUAGAUGAGCAUAGCUGGAGAUGGCGAAACGUUUAUUGUUCUGCAGUAGAGGUGGAUAUCAUUUCGCUCGCAGUAUUGGAAUCGUCUGAAUCUGUCAGUGGACAUGAACGCUUGGCGAUUGGUGAUGCACGCGGGCGAGUUGUUAUUGUAUCAGUGUCAGACAACAAGUCAAAGAUUCAGAGUCUCUGGCAAGCGAGUAGGCCCCGUAGACUCCUUGACGUAUUUUCGUGCCGUAUUUCUGAUGAGCCAAAUCGCGGGAGCCUCAACGGAAUACUAUUUGUAUCUGAGGUAGGGGGUAAAAUCACGGUCUGGGUUGAAUAUCUAUUGAAAGAGAAACGUGGACUGUCUAUCCAUUGGGCAUUUGCUUGCAAGGCUUCAAACUCUUUUCGUUGCCGUGUUUUAGCCGUUGCUCACCAUAUAUCUGGGCUAGUACUUCUUGGUGACAGUGCCGGAAAUGUUUGUGCAUUUGACGGAAGAGUUAUUUUUAAAGCGAAAGCAGCAUUUACUGGAAGUUGUGCAUCCGUGCGGCCAGCGCGGCUCCCUCCUUUAGCAGUGAUGUGUGCUGUACAUGGAACGCGUGCCGUUUCUUUUGUGGCCGCACAUUGGGCCGCUACCAGCCAUGGCCAUGAGAUUGAACGCCACAAAGCCAGCCAUCUGUUGGGCAAUAUCGAGUGUACAUCUGGUGGCCGAGAUGGAUGCUUGUGUACUUCAGUACUCCAGCUAACCAGAUCCAAGAAUGAGUUCAUGGAGCAGAAAUUGUUGACAGAAGGCCGAAAGGAAGGGCAUGGCAGGGCUGCCUCGGUCGGAAUCAAAGUUCUUAAAACCUAUGAACAUAAUAUGUACCACUUUUGCAGUGUGUCAAGGCACCAAAUCGCUGAAAUAUCUUCUGUGGAAGUGCUUUCAUGGGCCAAUUCCUCCCUUUCCUGGUUUAUGAACGAAUCUCCAUCUCUGGUGGCUGGGUUUAAACAGGCAGACUUUUUGAUACACAGUCUGACAGACAAGUGCGAGUUGCUUCGCUUAUCUUGCGGUGGCUGGCGCAGGCCACAUUCUUUUUUUUUGGAAGCUGCCUCAGCUCGAGGCUUCAAAUUCACUUUCGCAUUUUAUAGAGAGCAGAGACUCACAGUGUGCUAUAGACUCAAGAACCAAUUGAAUAGCAAAGUCAGCCACAGAAGUUGCCUUCCACAGGAAAAGCACACCUUCAAUACAUGGUUUCAUGGGUGCGAUCCCAUGCCCUCCCCUGAAAUGUAUUUCACCCAGUCUGGGAUAACUUUUUCUUUGAUACACUCAAUGUUUCCCGUCUUAAACAUCAGUCGCGAGAUACAUACAAUAUGUGUUGUGCCUCCGCCUGUUCACUCUUCAGGCACAUCGUCAGCACUGCCGUUGGGCUUACUAACAGGUUCUGAGGAUGGCUCAAUUCUUUCCACAGUGUAUUCAAAGAAAGAUUCUAUGCUUGAUCGAUAUAUCUCAACAGAGGUAGGGUCACACGCUGGUGGUACAUCUGUACGUGCAAUGAGUCUCCUGCCUGAGUGUGCAGGAGGAGGGCUAGGUUUACACCUUAUUUCCGAACACACUCCGAAAUCAUUUAUUUUGAUCACGGCAGGUGCCAAAGAAACACUCAUGGCUUGGCGUGUCGCAUGGAUUGAUCCUGUAACGUUUCAAUAUCCCAUGAGCAAUUCUGCGACUUCUAGAGUUGGCUGGCAACUAAAAACAACACUACUGACUGUGCAGAGCCAGUUUACCAGCAAAAAUCGGGCUUUGGAGAAAAGGAACUCAGCGAGUAUGUCUACUGAUUCUGAUCAGCGUCUACUGUCCAUAACGGGUUUCGUUCCAAUUGAAUUCGAUGCACAACCCGUAUGUUCUACAGAUCCCGAAUUCACUUGUAUGGCUGUUACAGCCAACUCAAAAGGUUCUCUUUUAGCUUUGGCUUUAACUCGAGAAAUUGGGAGCCCCGGCACAGGGUGUUGGCGCGAAGUUGGCAGGCUUGGACAACAUAAAUGUCCUAUACUCACAGUCGCCGUAACCGCUGUUAAUAUAGAUACUCGUGAUCGUGAUACUGCAGUCAUAGCAUGUAGUGGGGCCACAAACGGGACUCUUGCGAUUUGGGAUCUUACACCACUCUGUCCCUCUGGUAAAGUCAUGCCCAGUGCUCUCAAAGCCCACGACGAUAUCGCAGUGUUGGAGCCUGCAGCCAUCAUCACUUCACUGCACCAGUCGGGGAUAAACGCAGUUUCUUUGAUGCAGGCACCUAAAAAUCCUGGCAUUUUUUUGUUGGCUAGUGUGGGUGAUGAUCAGGCGCUCCGUGUGACAAUGUUGUCCACUGAAUUCUCUGCCAAGGAGGUGAACAAGGAAAUCCAGGAAGGUUGUAUAAAUAUGUCAGUGACAAUCAUUAAGACAUUUUCCAUAGAUUUCGCGCAUAGUUCGGCGAUUAAAGCAGUUUGGAUGGAGCAUGGAAUAAUUGCCACUACAGCUCAAGAUCAACGCCUUAGGUUGUGGCGAGUUGUCACCGAAGCUGAUACUGAAAAUUUGGGCGAAGAAAUAAGUGCGAAAAUGAAGAAUUUGCGCGUGGUUCCACUGGUGGGUAGUUUUGUUGAAUGUCCUGAGCCAGAGAGUUUAGACGUAUGGUUUAGCGGUUCUUCUUCCUGUGAGGAACUUUUCAUUGCUGUGUCAGGACGGGGAGCACAGGUGUUCCACCUGCAAACCGAGUGAUGUAUCCUGUCAGUUCUCACGGCUGUUCUUGUUCCUGAUUUCAUGUUGCAAGUUCGCAGUUGAGAUCACGCCAAUUUACGACCAGGCCAUUCAUUUCCUAUAUUUUGCAGCAGCAGAGGAAGGGCUUCUAGUUUUAGGCUGUUGAUUUUUUCACCAAGAAGUUCUGUAGCACGCGAGGCAACCACGAAAAGUUGUAAAAUUUGCACAUUGAGCUUUCCUUGGAAGAGAACUCCCUCGAAUAAGUUCAUUUGAACGUCCUCAGGAAGUGCAUCCAUUUGCUCGGGUGUAAGAUCUUGAACAUGCGAUAAGAGCACGUCAAAACUAAGCUGCAGUAGAGUGGGGAACACAUAACCUGGACUUUGAGAUAUAAACGGAGCAAACGUACUCGUACUAGUACACGAUCUGAUCAUAGUUCUUUUUAGAAGUCUUGAUAGAAUCGCAGGUAAAUUGACAGAGCUUGCACGAUUACCCCACGGCUGAGGAACUGAACGAUUCGAGGCGUGACAUGAGG